This is a messenger RNA of Calidris pugnax (ruff), 1257 nucleotides long. RefSeq names its product signal sequence receptor, beta (translocon-associated protein beta) (gene SSR2). The coding region runs from base 242 to 793 and encodes 183 amino acids. The record is from RefSeq and is a predicted model, not a curated record. Gene Ontology annotation, cellular component: endoplasmic reticulum; membrane. The transcript is spliced from 6 exons. NCBI's taxonomy places the organism in Eukaryota, Metazoa, Chordata, Aves, Charadriiformes, Scolopacidae.
GCUGGCCAUCUUCCUCCUGUGCCUGCUACUACUCCUCGAGGUGCUGCUCUUCCUCGAGGUGCUCCUCCGAGCCAUGAUGGUCAUGGGGCUUCUGAUCUACGUGCUCCUCACUAACUGAAGCAAAGUGGGGAGGACACCUCUUAUUCCCCCCCAGAGGUCUUCAAGAAGGAGACAAGAGGAGAAUCACACCGACCUCAAGAAGAGAUGGAGGGAGCCGUGAGCAGCAGUCAGAGGAGGGGAGAUGAAGCUCCUGAUUCUUGCUGCGUUUGCCCUGUUUUCCGUGGCCCGCUGUGAGGAGGGCGCCAGGCUCCUGGCCUCCAAGUCUCUGCUGAACAGAUACGCGGUGGAGGGCAAGGACCUGACCCUGCAGUACAACAUUUACAAUGUUGGCUCCAGUGCUGCUUUAGACGUGGAGCUGUCGGAUGAUUCCUUCCCCCCCGAAGACUUUGGCAUCGUCUCUGGGAUGCUCAACGUCAAGUGGGACAGGAUCGCUCCAGCGAGUAACGUGUCCCACACCGUGGUCCUGCGGCCUCUCAAAGCCGGUUACUUCAACUUCACCUCCGCCACCAUCACAUACCUGGCGCAGGAGGGCGGGCAGGUUGUGGUUGGUUUCACUAGUGCUCCUGGGCAGGGAGGGAUCUUGGCGCAGCGGGAGUUUGACAGGAGGUUCUCCCCGCACUUCCUGGACUGGGCAGCAUUUGGCGUGAUGACCCUGCCCUCCAUCGGGAUCCCGCUGCUGCUGUGGUACUCGAGCAAGAGGAAGUACGACACCCCCAAGACCAAAAAGAACUGAGUAAAAUCAAAUGCCACCGGCACCCCAGAGCUCAGGAAAGAAUGAACAUUGGCCCCCCCCAGAGCAGCGGGUGCUUUGGGAUCAGCAACAGCCACCCCUCAAGGCGCUGCCUGGGCUGGAGGAGGGAAUUGAUGGCUUCCCUGGUAGAGACCUGUUGUCUUCUACGUUUUAAAAAGCAAAUAAGCAAACAAAAAAAAAAAGCAACCCAACUGAAAAUCCCAAGACUUGAGACAUGUGUGGAAGGAGCUCUGUCCAGUGACAAAACCAGGGCUCCUUGUGACGGAGGUUCGUCGGAGCUGUGGCUUUGCUGGGAGGUCCCCGUCGAUGCUCCUUCUCUAGGAGGUGGCCUUGUGCUUCGGUGAGCAGUUAAUUGCCGUGUUUCUGUCCUUUCUGGUUGCUCUGUUGCGGGUUGGGGUGUGUUGAGGUACUGAGGAUUUUGUAAUAAAAUGAACACCGUGAAAGAA